Molecule: messenger RNA, 9518 nt
Organism: Nicotiana tabacum (common tobacco)
Lineage: Eukaryota; Viridiplantae; Streptophyta; Magnoliopsida; Solanales; Solanaceae
Product: kinesin-like protein KIN-12D
Biological process (GO): microtubule-based movement
Molecular function (GO): ATP binding; microtubule binding; microtubule motor activity
Source: RefSeq, a predicted model, not a curated record
CGGCAAUUCAAACCUUAGAUCAAAUCUUAGCCGUCCAUCUCUGCCCCCCCUGCAGAUUCUUAUUUGAAUCUUGAAUAAAGAAAUCAACAGACUUCACUCUCCGACAGCUCGAGAGAGAGAGAGAGAGAGAGAGAGAGAGAGAGAGAGAGAGAGAGGGAGGGAGGGAGAUCAUUUGAAUUUCUAUUACAAAGAACUGGUAAACUGCAACAAAUUGUCCUGUGUCUGAGAGAGAGAGAGAGAGACAGAGAGGUUCUCUACUCGAGAAUGAGUUGCCACUUUAAGAUUUGAUUUUUUUGUUCAAGAUUCUUGAAAUUCCAAAUUAAGCUGAAAUAACCCGAGAAAGUGACUUACAAUUUCAACUUCUCGAGGACUCGGUAUUCUCUUCUUCAACGCUUCUUUCAGAAUGUUGAGGGACUUCAAAUUCUUGCGUCGGAACAGUGGCAAGAAUGCUCAAGCUGAGGACAUUGAGAAUGUACCAGUGGAUCCGAGGGAUUCAAUGGUUCCUCAAACCAGUACAGACUCAACAAGGCCACCUUUAAACUCAAUUCAAGAAGCCACCCGGAAUUUGAAAGGCGGAGCAGAUCAACAAAUGGGUGUUAGGGUUACUAAAAUUGAUAAGACCCCAACUAAACCUAAGGCUAGUAGAUAUUCUGAUAUCACUAAAACCCCAGAAAAGCCUAUAGGUUUACCAAAAGGUCGAUAUGGGUGGACGCAGAAAGCUGAUUCCAGCUCGAGUACUGUGGAAGCAGGGGAUGACACAACUACAUGUGGUGGUCAAUCGAGGGUUGGAGCAGUCAAUGCUACUCCUCGGUCCAUGAGGACGAUAGGAAGGGCGAAUUCUGGCUAUUCGGAGAGUCAUUCUAAUCAAACCACACCAUCUAAAAGUGUAACUAAGCCUCCAACUCCUUCAUUUUGUUUAGCUGGUGGUUCCAGGCCUUUAGCAAGUGGAGGUGCCCGGAUGGCCAAUUAUGCAGCAUUGUAUAGGGGAAUACCGAGCAGUGGUAAUUCGUUGACUGUUGUUGAUACAGUUGAAGUUCCUCAUUUUGACCUCAAGGAAAAUCCAUCAUUCUGGAUGGAGCACAAUGUACAGGUUUUGAUACGAAUGCGUCCUCUCAAUAACAUGGAGAGAAGUACUAAUGGGUACAAUAGGUGCUUGAAGCAGGAAAGUGCACAAUGCAUCACCUGGAUUGGGCAACCUGAAACUCGGUUUACAUUUGAUCACGUGGCAUGUGAAACAAUCAACCAGGAAACACUUUUCAAAAUGGUUGGUUUGCCAAUGGUGGAGAACUGUUUAUCUGGAUAUAAUAGCUCCAUCUUUGCAUAUGGACAGACUGGUAGUGGGAAGACACAUACAAUGCUUGGUGAGAUUGAAGAACUGGAAAUCAGGCCGAGCCCCAACCGAGGAAUGACACCGCGUAUAUUUGAAUUCUUGUUUGCAAGGAUAAGAGCAGAAGAGGAAAGUAGAAGGGAUGAGAGACUACAAUACAGCUGCAAAUGUUCUUUUCUAGAGAUUUAUAAUGAACAAAUCACCGAUCUCCUUGAUCCUUCAUCCACAAAUUUAAUGUUGCGAGAGGAUAGCACGAAAGGUGUGUAUGUUGAAAAUCUGUCCGAAUUUGAAGUCCAAACUGUGGGUGACAUUCUUAGGCUCUUGACUCAGGGCUCUUUAAACAGGAAAGUAGCAUCAACAAACAUGAACAGAGAAAGCAGUCGCUCCCACAGUGUUUUUACCUGUAUAAUUGAGAGUAGGUGGGAAAAGAACUCUACUGAUAACUUCCGUUUUGCAAGGCUCAAUCUUGUUGACCUUGCCGGUUCAGAAAGACAAAAGACUUCUGGUGCUGAGGGUGAACGUUUGAAGGAAGCUGCAAGCAUCAAUAGAUCUUUAUCAGUUCUAGGUCAUGUAAUAAUGGUUCUGGUGGACGUGGCCAAUGGGAGGCCAAGGCAUGUUCCUUACAGGGAUUCGAGGUUGACAUUUCUACUUCAGGAUUCACUGGGUGGAAACUCAAAAACGAUGAUUAUAGCCAAUGUCAGCCCUUCUAUCUGUUGUGCAGCUGAAACACUGAAUACAUUGAAGUUUGCUCAGCGAGCAAAACUUAUUCAGAACAAUGCUGUCGUCAAUGAAGAUUCUUCAGCAGAUGUCACUGCUCUUAAACAUCAAAUAAGACUUCUAAAGGAGGAGCUUUCUUCUUUGAAACGUCAGAAUGUAUCUAGAGCUUUGUCAUUUGGUCAAACAACUAUUUCAGGAGACUGUAGGACAGAAGAUGACAGCAGUUAUGCUGAGAAGGAACUUGAGACAGAUCAGCAUGGUAGUUUGAUUACAAAGGAAGCCAAGGGCAUUGUAAGGUUGUCCUCCAAACAGUUGAAAUCACUAGAGACCACUCUAGCCGGUGCUUUAAGGAGAGAGCAGAUGGCCGAAACUUCUAUCAAACAACUUGAAGCUGAAAUCGAGCAGCUUAACCGUCUGGUUCGUCAAAGGGAGGAAGAUAAUAGGUGCAAUAAGAUGAUGAUAAAGUUCAGAGAAGAGAAAAUUCAAAGGAUGGAGUCACUUGUCAAUGGACUAAUACCAGCAGAUAGUUAUUUAUUGGAGGAAAACAGUGCACUUACUGAAGAAAUUCAGUUGCUUCAAGCUAAGGUUGAUAGAAAUCCAGAAGUUACUCGAUUCGCAUGUGAAAACAUUAGGCUUUUGGAACAACUGCGGAGAUUUCAAGACUUUUAUGAAGAAGGAGAGAGAGAAAUUCUGUUAGCUGAAAUUUCGAACUUGCGGGAUCAGCUACUUAUCAAUAUUGAUGGGAGCUUGAAGCAGCACAGCCAUUUGGACAUGAAUAUUCCAUCUCAGGAUUCUACAUAUGUUUGCGAUGAGCAAACUGCACUUCAUUCAGAGUUAAAAAAGACUUUGUACGAGUUGGAGGGAUGCCGGACUAACUUAAACUGUUGUUUGGAGAAAAAUGAAAAACUCAGCAGGGAAAUAGAUGAAUUGCGAGGUUCAUUAAAUAGCAUCAGUUCUGCUGACAACGAUCACAAUGGCGGGAAUGAAGUCAGAAAGGAGUCAAUACCAGAAGCUCUGGCUACUGAUGGCAAAUCAACAACUGCUGAUCAGAAAGAGAAGGAAUAUACGAGGAAAGAGGAUAUGAUGAAGAAAAUUGAGGAGAUUAUGGAUUUGCAACUUGAGUUGGACAUUCUGAAAGUUAUAGUUCAAGAAGAAAGGUUGCAUCGCAAUGAAUUGGAGCAAAGUGCUCAAUCCAUGAUGCAAGACCUAGAGUCAUCAAAAGAGCAGCUUCUGUUAGUGACCAAGAAAUGUGAAGAUGUUCAGGCAGAACUCAGGGAAGCAAAAUCCAUUAUUGAAGCUCUUGAAUCUCAACACCUCUUAGCAAUCACUGAGGUAGAAGAUCUAAGAAACAGUAACAGCCAUUAUGCUGAAUUACUGCAGAAACAGGAGCUUGAAAUCUCUUCCUUGAAGGAGCAAAUGAUUCGUCAAGAAUUGAGAGAUCUCUCAUCUUCGAAGCUCUUAGAAAGUGAUGAUUCUCCUUUGCAAGCAAAGCUUAAAAAGAUGCAUGAUUCCCUUGAGAAGGCCAAAAUGUUGAAUCGGCGGUACCAAAAUAACUGUGAAUUUCAAGUCUCAAAUGAGGAAGCGAUGGAUGAAAUAAGUAGGCAGGCUGAGGCAGAAACUGCUGAAGUGAUUGUAUGCUUGCAGGAAGAACUCCUUCUUCUGCAGCAGGAAGUCAGAAAUAGUAGCUUGAAAGAGAUGGAGAGCACAAAGAGGUUAACUGAGCUGGAAACAGAGGUUAAAAGUUUGGAGGCAAAAUUGUCUUUGAUGACAGAAGAAAAUCGAAAACUUGGUGAAAUUGUACAUGACAAAGAAAAAGAGUUAAUAGAUAUGGCUGAAGAAUGGGCACAGGUAAACAGCGAAAUUGAAGCUAUUGUAAGUGGGGGGAAUGAGGCUCUCAAAGAUGCAUGUGAGCAACUGGAUUUUAUUUCCAGUACAUUUCCAGAUAAGAGAAGUAGGAUAUCUGAACAAUUUGGCAGAAUGACAAAAUGCAUUUUUGAAAAGGAUUUAUUUAUUGAAGAGCUCAAUCAGAGUCUGGAGAAUGCUCUCAACAAAAGAAAUGAUAUGGAAUCCAUGUUGAGAUCUCUUAGAGGGGCAGCUUUAGUUAUGACGGAGGCGCACCAGCUAGAUUGCCGUGAAAAAGAUGCUGAGAUACUUUCUUUGACAUCCCAGUUAAGCUCAAAGGCACAUGUCAUCUCAGAACUUGAGAACAAGAUUAAGCAUGGGGAGGAUCAACUCAGAAAGGCGUCGGUCAGUGCAACUGUUGCUUUUGUGGUGGUUAACUGGUUGUCUGAACAGAAUUCCAACUAUAUUGAUGCUUUAAGCCAGAAGGACAUGCAGCUUAAGGAAUAUCUAGAAACAAGCAGACAGAAGGAUGUUAUUCUCUGUGAUCAGGCCUCAGUAGUCGCUGCUGCAGAGAAUCAAAAUGAGUCUCUUGAGGAGCAAAGACAAAAGCUUGAAGAAAGUGAUCUGUUGAAAACGAUUGAGAAACUUACAGAGCUGCAAGCAGGUGUUUCAACAGUACGUUCGCACCUGAGUGAGUGCGUUGAAAUAAGUGGAAGUCCUGGAAAAGAUAUUAGCAAUGAAACUGAUGCAUCUUUUUCUUCUAUUUACAAGUUAGAAACACGGACAGGUACUGAGAUAAGACAACACAGCCAGCACCUAGAGUCAUGCAUUCUUGAAGAUAGGACAGCUGAAAAACCAGACCAUUCAUCCGACAAAAGCAAUAACAUGCUUAAAUCAGUCAGCAAUUGGAAAACUUUUCAAAUGAAUUGGAAGGAUAAGAAUGCCAGAGAUGAUACAAUUAUUCUACUAAGGAAAGAAAUGGAAUCUGCUCUUGAAUGCUUAAAAGGAGUGCAAGCUGAAAUGGCCAAAUUAUGCGUUGAGAAAGAAGCAUUGCGGUCAUCUGAGCAAAAGAGUAGAGAGAGCAUUGGAGAUUUUGUGACUGCGGUAACUUCUCUACAGACCUAUAUGGAUAAGUUUGAACAUGAACUUGAAUUUAAAGUGGAGUUAGUAGAUGAUAAAUUACAGAAAAUAGAAGAUGCUGUGCAAGAGUCCUGCAGCUCCUGGUACGAGCAAAAAAAGCUACUUGAAGAUGAACUUUGUGAUGCUAAGGCAGUGGCGGCCCAGAAAACUACGGAAGCUUUAUGCAUUCUAGCCAAAUUCGAAGAGGUCCAAGACACCAUGAAAGAUGCAGACAUCAUGAUAAAUGAACUGAUGAUAGCAAAUGAAUCCUUAAAGCUUGACAUUAAAGAGCUUAAGAGGAAGGAGAUCAGCUUAGCUGACCAGAGAGAUAUCCUUGUUAAUGAAAAUCAAAGCUUGCAGUCGGCUAAUGAUCUAAAGAACAUGCAUUCCCAAAGACUGGAGCAUGAGUUUGAGUCAGAUCUGGCAAUGAUGCAAAGGCUGGUAUUGGAGAUGGAGGAUAUAGUUUCACAAACAGCAACCACUUCCACAGAUGAGCUGAAGUCUGUAACUACUGAUCUCCUUAUCAUAAAGUCUCAGGUUCAUGAAUCAACUAAGUGCAUGAGGUCAUGGCUUGAGGAGAUCUGGUCAGAUCUUAUCGUCAAGGACUGCGCUCUGUCUGUCUUGCAUCUUUGUCACAUGGGCAUUCUCUUAGAAGCUGCUGCUGGAUUGAAUGCAGAAAAUGGGCUACUCCAUCAUGGGCUAAGUGAAUCUAACUCAUUAAUAUCGAAGUUGAAGGAGCAGAACAUCAAAGCACAGAAAGAGCUCGAAAUGUGCAGAACACUGAAGGGGAAAUUAUUGGCUGACAUUAAAAGCAAUUUUGAUCGCGUAGUAAGGAAAGAGUCUGAUGCAGGGGAAUUCACCUCCAAACUUGGAUCCUUCGAGAAAAAAAUAUUAGAUCUGCAGUUCCAGGAAGAGUCAAUGUUAGCAAGGUCCGAGCAAAUGGGAUCCGAGCUUGUUGAGUUAAUGAAAGAGAUAGAUCUCAGCAACAAAGCUGUCUUGACAUCUGUUAUAGAUAAAGAAAGGGUGCUGAAGGACAAAGAGGAAGCCUUGACAUCUCUGGAAGAUAGUUUGGCAAUGGAAUUUCUUGCAAAAGGCUUUGAGUCAUUAAUUUUGUCAUCCGAGUUAGAAGAGAGCACCAUAUUAAUAUCUGAGUUGGAGAGAAAAACUAAGCAUUUUUGUAAAGUCGCCGAAAGUUUGAAGAGAGAAAUCAUUUUUGGCAACCUAGAUGUUGCAUUAACUGCAUCCAUCCUACUUGACAAGGAGGUUGAGGUUUCUAUCCUACAGCAAGAAGUUGCAGAAGCAGGAAUGAAGCAUCAGAAUAUGUUGGCUGAGCUUACUGAAAUGAAUUCAAUGAUUGCCAAAGUUCACUCUAGAAAUAACGCUCUUGAACAAGAUACUUGCUCACUGAUGGAAGUUUCUUGUUUGAAUGAGACAUUGAAACGUGAACUUGGUGAAUUGGUGGAAGCAAAGACUGUUCUGACAACCCAGGUCCAGGAACUUAGCUCUGAAAAUGAGAAGUUGCUUGAAGAAUUACAAACUAAGGAUUCAGCCCUUGAAAGUUCUUCAAGUCGCAUCUUCUUCCUUGACCAACAAAACCAGAUGUUGCAGAAUGAAAGCUGCUUGCUGGAAGCUGCAUCAUGUAGACUCCAGAAUGAUAUGGAAAUGAAAGAUGCAGAACUUAGAAAAAUGAAUUGUCUUGAAAAGGAGAUUGAAGCACUGCAGCAUGAAAUAACAGAGUUAAAAGGAGAACGUUGCCUACUCUUCCAGGAGUUGGAGGUCAAAAAAGCAGAUAUGGAAUCUUGUGAUCUGAAACCACAGAUUGAGAGAAUCAAUGCUUUGGAUGCAGAGAAUGCUUCCAUGAGAAACCAACUCAGAUCUCAUGAGAAGUGUACAUAUGACACUUUCGAUAUGGUGCUCAAAGUAAACAGCAUUGGGAGUAAAGCAUUUUAUGCUUUUCAAAAUAAAAGUGCUGAAUUAGAUACCAUGUUACAGGAUAUACAUAAAGAAGUUGAGAGGGGAUCCAAGUUUUUGCAAGAGUUUGAAUCAUUUAAGAAUUUCGCCGAAGAGAUUUUAUUACAAAGCGCUUCCCUGCAAAAUGAGUUAGUUCGGAAGGAUGACGUCAUCAAAGGAAUGCUAUUUGACCUUAGCUUGUUACAAGAAGCGGCGUCUAACCACAAGGAUCAAAAGGAUGAAAUUGAUGAUUUGGUAGCUUCUAUUAGUACUUUGGAAACUGAGCUUGAUGAAGCUGUUUGUAAAGGUCAAUCGCUUGAAGUUCAGUUGCAGGAAAAAAUAAGUAAGAUAGCUCUUUUGGAGUCGGAUAUCUCGCAAAAGUGCAAAGACAUAGAAUUGCUUUCAAGCGAAAACUCGGUGCUGACUGCCAGUGCCAAGGAGACCAUCGAAGCAAAAUGUUCCAUGGAGGAGGAAUUGUUAGAGAAAAGGGAAGUUUGUGAGAACUUAGAAAUAGAACUCACCAAAUUUGGUGAUAUUGUUAGUGAAAUGAACAAUUCAAUCGAAUGCUUGAGGAGAAAUCUGAAUGACGUUACUAGUGAGAGGGAUGACCUCCAUGGAGAAAUUGUCAGAUUGAAAAGGGAGCUAGAUAUGGCACAAACGCUUGCAGAGGAAAGUGAAGCAAUUGCCAUAGAAGCAAAAGAGGUGGCAGAGAUGGCAAAACUCCAGGCUGAAGAGAAAGAAGAGGAGGUUACAUUGUUAGAGAGGUCUGUUGAGGAACUAGAGUGCACAGUGAAUGUACUAGAAAAUGAGGUUGAAUUUGUCAGAGGAGAGGCUGAGCGGCAGCGUUUACAGAGGGAGGAGCUUGAACUGGAACUUCAUGCUAUCAAGCAACAAAUGAACAAUGUAAAAGGCAGUGAUGUCGACAUGAAAAGGCAUCUAGAGGAGAAAGAAAAAAAUCUUCAAGAAGCCAGUCAGCGCAUACAACUUCUUGAGGGAGAAAUCAUCUCAAGAGAUGCUGAAAUUUCCCACUUCAAGGCUCAUAUAUCAGAACUAAAUUUGCAUGCUGAGGCACAGGCUUGCGAGUAUAAGGAAAAGUUCAAGGCAUUGGAAGCAAUGGUAGAAAAAGUCAAGAUGGAUCCCCAUGCCACCCAAGCUCCAACUUUAUCAUCAAGCAAAUUGGAGAAAAAUGCUUCAAAGCCUAGGGGUUCCGGUUCCCCUUUCAAAUGCAUCGGAAUAGGCCUGGUUCACCAGUUAAUGUCUGAGAGGGAUGAGGAUCAUAGUGCAGAAAGACAUCGUAUCCAAGAACUUGAGGCUCUUGCUGCAAGUAGACAAAAAGAGAUAUUCAUGCUGAACUCAAAAUUAGCUGCUGCCGAAAGCAUGACCCAUGACGUAAUACGUGAUCUAUUGGGUUUGAAAUUGGAUAUGAAUAACUACGCGACUCUGCUGGAUAAUCAGCAAGUGCAAAUGUUGACGGAGAAGGCUCGACUCCGUAAUUCUGAUGCUCAGUUCAAGGAGCAAGAGGUUCUUAAGCUGAAGCAACAGCUAAAUGAGUUCAUAGAGGAGAGGAAAAGAUGGAUUGAGGAAAUUGAGAGAAAACAAGCAGAGAUGGUGGCUGCACAGAUUGCACUAGAAAAACUGCGCCAACGAGAUCACUUGCUUACAACUGAAAAUGAAAUGAUAAAGAUGGAGAAUGUAAAUCAUAAGAAGAGGGUCAUGGAACUUGAAGCAGAUAUAAAGAAGUUGUCCGGUCAGCAAAACCUUCAACAACGUAUCCACCAUCAUGCUAAAAUAAAGGAAGAGAACAAUUUACUGAAAAAUCAGAAUGAUGACCUUAUUGUUAAGUUGCGGAAAGCUGAAACAAUUCUUUCAAGAGUCAGGGAAGAGCUGGCUCACUUCCGUCAAACUAAUGGAAGAAGCCCCUACAUUAAUUUUGAUAAGGAGCAAAUACUGGAGAACAAGUUGAAGGAAAAGGAAGAGGAAAGACUGCAAUUGGCGCAGAAGUUACUUGGCCUGUGCGCUACUGUGCUGAAGGCUGCUGGAAUAACUAGACCAACAUCCGAGGUUGGGAUCUCAGCAGCUGAAGAAGCACUUGAGCAGCUCAAAAACAAAUUGAAUGCACUGGAAAGAGAACUACAAGAUGCCAAAUUUAAGAAUAAAAUGACUAAUGAACGAAUCCGAUUGUCUGAGAUCAUGCCACAAUCUUCCCCUCUAAGAAUAGAUGAAAAUGAACAGACUUCAAACAGAGGAUCUUCCCCUCUAACAGUCUUCGAUCGGUGAAGCUUCUUUACCAACUUAAAGAGGCAAAAUUUAUAUGUACAUUGUGUUAGUUUUUUGCUAGCAGUUUGUUCAUAUGUUCUUUUGUAUGUAUACACUUCCCCACAAAAGUUGAAGAUCAUGGAAAUCUGUAAAUAGUGUAUCCAGGAUUUUGUAUUAUAUUCUUUUGAAAGUACUUAUGUAAUUCAUUUAUUUUGUAAAUCUCCUAGUGUAAACUUCUACUUAUGUUGUACAAUCAAAGUGCUGUCACAUUUAUGUUUUAUUGGUGAAAAAGACAAUUUGGACGUAA